Molecule: messenger RNA, 1785 nt
Organism: Actinia tenebrosa (Australian red waratah sea anemone)
Lineage: Eukaryota; Metazoa; Cnidaria; Anthozoa; Actiniaria; Actiniidae
Source: RefSeq, a predicted model, not a curated record
AUGGAAUUUCCAUCGUUCUUAACCCCCUUUGAAUCAUUAAUUGAGUCAAAGGUGGAAGACUCUGUUGAAAGACUUUACUUCCUGGGUCAAUACACUACCGGAACGGCAAAGGAAGUAAUAAGCGGUUGCCUGCAGAGGAAAACCGACGAUGCGUACGAUGAAGCAAAGAAUCUCUUACAGCGACAAUUUGGCGAUCCCUUCAAAAUUGCUAGCGCGCACAUUAACAGGCUGUCAUCCUGGCCGCAGAUCAAGCCGAACGAAGGCCUCGCCCUUCAAGAUUUUGCGCUUGCCCUAGAACAAGCGAAAUCGGCCAUGAAGGGAAUGUCGCACAUGGACGAUCUCAACACUGCGCAAGUACUACGCCAAUCGUGGGAAAAGCUACCGCGUCAUCUGCGCAGCAAGUGGGCCGAAAGGAACAGUAAAACUAGAAGUAUGAAGGGAAGAAUGGCCGACUUUGAAGAAUUUACUCAAUUUGUGCGGGAGCAAGCAGAGUUAGCCACUGACCCAGUGUUCUCAGAGGAAGGUGUAACCAAGCUGCCUCUUGAAGACAAAGACAAACCCACUCGCCCGACGUUCGGAAGAAGACCUCCUAAGAGAGUAAAGGGUUCAAGUUUUGCGACGAAUCUGACGGAGAGAAACAACGAUCGACGUGACUUUGUGAAGGAAAAGGAACUGUGUUAUGGUUGCUUUAGCAACCAACAUGUCGCAAAGAAUUGUAAAGAUAGACUGUUAUGUAAAACGUGCAGCAAGAAGCACCCAACAUCUAUGCAUGAUGAUGACUGGACAAGUAAGACAAAGAACCAAAGCGAAAAGAGCCAACCUAAAGAAACCCCUCGAGUUAGUAACAAACGUAUGGAUGUCUGUAGCGUCACGGAAGCUGGAGAUAUACCCGUGAACCUGAGUGUGCUACCGGUAUGGUUGUCUCAUGAGAGCAAUCCAUCAAACAGAUUAAAGGUCUAUGCACUGCUGGACAAUGCCAGCGGUGGAACGUUUGUAAAGGAGCUGGCACAGAAGAUGGGCAUAGAAGGAAGCGAGACUGAACUUCUACUGACAACAUUACAAGGAACGGAAACCGAGUUAUCGAAGGCGAUUAACGGAUUAAUUGUGACUAACCUCAUGAAUGAAGACGUAAGCUUAGAAUUACCUAGAACUUUCACUAUGCAGGUCAUUCCAGCAGACCGCAGUGAAAUACCAAUACCUGAUAUAGUAGGCCAGAUCGAUCAUCUAAGAGAAGUGAGCAAGGAGAUUCCACCCUACAUGGAAGAAGUAGAGGUAGGACUCUUAAUUGGUUUAAACUGUCCAAGUGCGCUACGACCAAGAGACGUCGUUUACGGAAAGGAGACCGAACCAUAUGCUGUACGCUCACUACUGGGAUGGUACAUCAACGGGCCUAUCAAUUCUUCGAAGUGCAACAGUCUUCACUGUAACAGAAUUCUACUGGACAAGCAGAUGGCAUCUACGACCGCCAAAAGUUACGUUGUGGCACAGAGGACAAAAGGAACUGCUAUGUCACGCGAAGAUUGGAAGUUUUAUCAAACAGUUGAAGACUGGAUUGUUCAUCUUGAAGACUCGCACUACGAGAUGCCUCUUCCGCUGAAGGAUCGGAACAUUAAGCUACCAAACAACCGCGUACAAGCAGAGAAGCGUUUGGAGAGUCUGAAGAAGCGACUAAAGUCAGAUAACAAGUACCACACGGAUUACUGCAACUUCAUGUCCGAGAUCAUCUUUAAAGGCUACGCUCGCAAGGUCGACACUAAUCUUGAAACCAAAGAGGGAAAAUUCUGA